Messenger RNA from Penicillium samsonianum, 471 nucleotides. RefSeq lists its product as uncharacterized. The transcript has 4 exons. Lineage: Eukaryota; Fungi; Ascomycota; Eurotiomycetes; Eurotiales; Aspergillaceae. The coding region runs from base 1 to 471 and encodes 156 amino acids. The record is from RefSeq and is a predicted model, not a curated record.
AUGACCGUGACCGUGGGGGCUAUCGAGGUGCUUUCCACGGGGCCGAAGCAAACCCCAUCCACCGCGAGGGCCGCCGUCGUGCCCGGCGACGCCGAAUCACGCCCGAAACUUGGCCAUGAAGCGCCAGCGUCGAGAGAGACGCGAUGCUGCUCAGACUGGGGCCGCAGCUGGUGCUGGGGGGACCGUCCCUCAUUGGGACCAGGAGAGAUUGGUCCAAAUCACGCCCGGAAUGUGGCAAUCAAGCGCCGUCGUAGAGAGAAACGGAAGGCCGCGCAGCGCGAGAAAGAUCGCGAGGAGCAACGUCUGGAAAUCAGAUAUCGGUUGACCGACCGAUACAUCGAGAUGCAGACGGAGGCAGACCUGGAGCGUUUGAAUGGCCCUGCUCGUGGUAGUGUCCGAGAUGCCCGUAGAGGGCGAGGCCGAGGCGGUUCCCGGGGUCGUGGUGACUAUGACCUGGGGGCCGUGUGUUAA